Messenger RNA from Monascus purpureus, 2902 nucleotides. NCBI's taxonomy places the organism in Eukaryota, Fungi, Ascomycota, Eurotiomycetes, Eurotiales, Aspergillaceae. The record is from the annotation of a GenBank genome assembly.
CUGACGACUGCCAACUGGAGGGAUGACAGAGUCCCUUAGGCAUGGCCGCGUCCGCUGCCAGCUCAGCUGUCUUCACGCUGAAACCUCGAAAUGCUACUGCCUAAGCUCGGGAAAUUUUCGAAAGAAUCAUCAGAUCGUCAGAGCGAAGCAGAGAAGUCGUCAACUGGAAACAUGGCCAAGGCGACAGAUCUGUGAUGCCUAGCAGUCGAUCCUAUACAGCAUCCCUUGCCAUCAAGAGACUCAUGGCCCACCCUGAUCAUCGUUUUCUUUCGAUCAUCGGUGCCACACUCGAUAACCUCUCUUGCGAUAGACAUGGCGGGGAUCUACCGCACUUUCUUCCACGCUGACAGGCCAAAAGCAGACUGUGCGUACUUGGAGCAAGAUGUUCCGACGGAAAACCGACAACCAACGACAACAGGAGGAAAGCGUUAAAAGGGUGUUUUUCUACGCCAACGGAGCUCUGUGCACGAUGCAAAUCUCGGCCCUCACAUCGCUGGGGUUGAUGGAAGACUGACUAUUCGUGAGGUAUGCACUGACAUAUAGCUAAGACAAUGACUCGAAGCGCAAGCAUUCUUAUCAUAUGUCAGAGAAUAUUAAUCUCACCAUCAAUCCGCCGCUCGGGGUUUGCUAGAUGCAAUCGGGAGACUCACCGACAGCAGCGAAUUGCUCGGAUCAAUUGGCCGAAUUCCUACAGUGUUUCCUGCAACCUAGAGAUGUGCCCCAUCCACCCUCUGUCUUAUGACACCGAGUGGCCACUGCUAUCUGUUGUCUCUGAUCUUCAACUAUCUAUUGGGUCUUCCAAGAAACUAACCUGGGAACAUCUUCACCGUGCGGUCCUUUCUCUCCAAUCUAGACUGUCAAUAGUUUACCGACCCUGUUACCUCGCCGAUCUUCGGUGCUCCGCAAAUAAGACGACUAUUGGGAAGCAAAGUCGGCUUUGGCUCUCGUCGCAGGGUUUUUUCAGUGUCAGUUUCAUUAUUUCAUGACUCAUUAGGGCGCUCAUUUCGAGUAGCAUGUCAUGGUUCGACCCGUUCUACUAUUACUAUAUUGUUCAGGGCAUCACUGUUACUCGCAAGUCAGGCUAACGUAUACCUUUUCAUGAUACGUUUCAUGUGUCGAUAAUUGUCUGCUCUAUUGCUCGCGAACAAUCCUGAAUUGCAGGCGCUUUACCGAUCUGGCUAUUAUGGCGCUACCCCAGGAUCCAGAUGCGAAAGCAGAUAAGCAGGUUGAAAGGCCUUCUUCUGGACAGUUGCAAGCAGAACCGAAAACGCUUGACCCAGCUCAGGAUCACCGUGACCUACCUGCAGCGGCUGAGAAGUUUAGAGAACCCGACGCAGAGCAAUACUUGCGGUUUUCCCCCGCCCGUAAAGCUUGUAUGGUCGCGAUUCUUUCGUACUGCUCAUUUCUUGCUCCCGUUUCUUCCACCUCAAUUCUGUCUGCGAUUCCUGAGGUUGCUAGCACUUAUGACACAAGCGGGAGCGUUGUCAAUGCGAGCAACGCGUUGUAUUUGGCAUUCAUGGGGAUCGCUGCUCCUUUCUGGGGUCCGUUUAGCCAGGUUUGGGGCCGUCGUCCUAUCUUCCUUUGGAGCGCUUUUCUGUUUUGCGCCUUUAGCAUCGGCUCUUCGCUAGCUCCGAAUAUAGCAGCGUACUUCAUUUUCCGAGUCCUCACGGCCUUCCAGGGAACGAGCUUCCUCGUAGUCGGAAGUUCUGCGAUCGGUGAUAUCCACGAGCCCCGAAAGAGAGCGACGGCAUUGGGCUGGUUCUUGUCGGGAACGCUGAUCGGACCGGCCCUGGGACCGUUUAUCGGAGGCGUCAUCGUAACAUUUCGGUCGUGGAGAGUUAUCUUCUGGCUUCAGACCGCACUCAGUGGAUCUGCCACGUUGCUAGUCUUCUUUUUCUUCCCAGAGACAAUACCCUACAAGGCCAACGCCGAGCUUGCUAAGAAGCCUAUCCUGGAUAAAGCCAAAUUGCUUUGCCAUCGCAUUUCGCCUAUCCGCGUGGGUAUCCUCCUCUUUUCGUAUCCGAAUCUCUUCUUCGCGGGCUUGGCCGCUGGGGCUCUCGUUUGGAACCAGUACUCUCUUCUGACCCCAAUUCGAUAUGUCCUAAACCCGCGCUUCCAUCUAACAAGCCCGAUUCAAUCUGGUCUGUUUUACAUAGCCCCUGGCGCCGGGUACGUAACGGGCACUCUGGUCGGCGGUCGUUGGGCAGACUAUACCGUAAGGAAGUGGAUCCGCAAGCGGAAUGGGGUACGAGUACCUGAAGAUCGCCUCAAGUCGUGUUUGGCGUUCAUCUGCGUUAUCAUCCCCGGCUGCAUCCUCGUCUACGGAUGGACCGUGGAGAAGGCCGUGGGUGGGAUUCCCGUGCCGGUGAUUGCAAUGUUCCUACAGGGGGUUGCCCAGCUGUUCUGCUUCCCGAGUCUGAACACCUACUGCCUGGACGUUAUGCAAUCCAAAGGCCGCAGCGCUGAAGUAGUUGCCGGGAACUACAUGUUCCGAUAUGUCUUUGCAGCUGUUGGCUCCGGUGUUGUACUCCCAGCCAUACAGGCCAUCGGAGUUGGAUGGUUCAGUACCAUCAGUGCAUUCUUCUUGAUUGUCGCAGGGGUCUUGGUGUGGUUGACAACUAUUUUUGGACCACGAUGGCGAGACCUGGUGGAUGAGAAAAGGCAGCGAAAGACCUCGCGGCAAGCUGGCAAUGAAGAGCAGCAAACCGACAACCCUAAGAGAGAAGUACACGACACAGUGCGCCCUGAUGGAAAAGAGACUGUGUGAGAAAACACAGUGUCCUCAUGAUGUGCAUUUCAAUCCUUCUCUUCAUCCCUUGCCUCUCUCAUGACUCACAGCAUCUAAUCGCCUAUUAUCCACAUAUGUAAUGAUUGAUAAGGAAAUCACUAGAUUGGAAUAGAC